Molecule: messenger RNA, 8152 nt
Organism: Porites lobata
Lineage: Eukaryota; Metazoa; Cnidaria; Anthozoa; Scleractinia; Poritidae
Source: the annotation of a GenBank genome assembly
AUGUUAGCUAGACACGUCCCAACAGCAGGGAGCGAUGAGAGCGAUGUUUUUGAGGUGGUUGUAGAUGGUUGUAGGUGGUUGUUGGAGUUUUUGAGGUGGUUGUAGGUGGUUGUAGAUGGUUUUAGGUGGUUUUAGGUCGUUCCAUGUUUUAGUAACUACGGGCAACUGUAUUUCUAAGCUUAACUGCCCUUUUGCAUUUACCCUGAAUCUACGUAGGUCUUCCUCAGCCAAAGAUUCAAACAGAGAGGCCUCAAGGAAAAACAGUGCUAAAGAAGCUGAAAAUUCUGGUAGUCGGUUCAUUGCCAAGACCAGCUUCUCCUGAGCUCAGACUGAGUAAACCGGCACUGACUUAAUAUCUCAACUCAGUGGACUCCCUCGAGACCAAGACAAGUGUCCCGCACUGAAUACAGCUAUUUCGAGAAAGGUUGUCGGAAAAAAUGUACACGCGACAAUCCUGAAAGGUAGAAGGUAGUAUGGAUAUGACCAAUAUACUGUUCCUAACGACUGUAGCUGUCGAAUCGAACCUACUUUUGUUGCUUUUCUUUAUAGCACUCGCAAAUAUACGUCCUGGCCUCUCUCGUGCCAUUCGAUUCAUUCAAAUAUUCGGAGUGAACGAUGAACUCAAAACCACCUACAAUACCUUUCUGGAUUGUCAAGUGCACUCCCUUUUCCUACAGCCUCUCGAAAUGACUGUAGAUGGGUCUAGGGUUUGUUAAGGGACCGGUCAUUAUUUAUCUCCUGAAGCGAAAAGGGGGGGCGCUGGAUUUUAGGGGGGAUCACUUAAUUUUUAGGAGAACAAAUGGGGGGAUCAGUCGUAACUGAGAACGCAAAAGUCAAAAGGGGGGAUCGCUGAAAACUUUGGAAAGAUUCAGAGGGGGGACCACUCUAUAUUGCUUGAAAAAUGAAGACAUGGUGGGGAGGGAAAUCACGAAAGUCAUCAAAAGUUAUUAGGGGGAUCACUUCAGUGAAGUAACAUUCAAAUAAGGGAUCGGCUAAAUUUCACAUUGUUCAACCCGUCCUAUUUUAACUACCCUUCAUAUUUGAGGGAAAAUUAAUAAGACUCUUUAUAAAUCGCAAAUUCAAAUCUUGCCAAAACGUCAGAAAAAAUGGCUGCUUUGUCAGACUAAAAACAAUCGUAAUGAUUCUAGUUGCGACAAAAACAUAACAUACAGCACCCGGAAAAGUUAUAAAUGCAUUGACUGAAGUAGCUAUGGCAACAGCUAAGCCACUUGUGUUUAGUAUACGGCUGACCGACUAACCUCUUUUGGGAAUAAUUUUAACCACAAAUGGCUCUUGUGGUCUUGGCAAUGAAUUCCCAAACAAUUGAAGUCCCAGAAAGGUUUUUCUCUGACCUCUUGCGCUCUUGCUCAGAGUGAGAUUCCGUGGAUACAGUUUUUUGAUGAUUUUCGUUGCGUGCCUCGUAACCUGCGAUCAGGCGUUUUCUUUUCUUUUUUCAAAACAAAAGGGAAGAAGGAUACCCUGCGAGCAGUGGUUUCUCCAGGCCGGACGCUACGUCCGUCUUGGAGAAACCACUGCUCGCAGGGUAGAAGAAGGAUAGCCUGAUCGCAGGAUACGUGCCUCCUGUCUUCAAUUGCCUUGGUUACGGGUAUUGGGUACAGUUUUGGUCUGCGGACAGGGCAAUCAUCGUUUUCGCUGCGAGCUUUCCUGUGCUCCCAAGCUGGUCUCGCCCGUCAUUUGAGGGCGGGCCUCGCACUAGUUCCCCGUAACCGCUCUUGCAGCUCACCCUGCCUGUAAUUUCAGCCCUGAAGUCCUUUCUUGAUUUUAUCUUCUCGCGUUAAAAGAAAAGUCCACUUUUUUAAAUCAAAAGUGCAGCCUUCAGUUCUGAAAACACAUUUAUUCAUUCCUACAGGCAUUGUCCAAACUGGCUUUCAAACCAUGCAGCUUCCUUCCUAAGUGACAAGAAAACGUUCUGAAUCACUAAUCUCGAUUUGUCCCUUCUUGUUGUUGCGCAUGUACAUUAUGUUAAAGGAUGGUUGCCCUGCAUUACGUUCGGUCGUGCUUCCAGUUUUGUAGGCGUACAUUUCCUUUAUAAUGUUUCCUUACCCAGAACAAAAACCUCCCCUGCAAGUGUUUCACAGGUCAUAAUAAGAGAGAGUGUAGUGGAAUGUGGUAAACCAAUCCAUUUUUAAUUUGGGGCCCAUUAUCGCUAAUCCGAGAUAAGAAAGAGUUGAAGAAUUUCUUUAUUUAACGUAUUUCUUUGUGAAAGAUGCUAAAAGGUUUUUUUUCCUUUGGGCUUAUCGGGCCUAUAGGGCUGGACAAAUCAUUAAAUUAUUAGCCUACACUCCAUGGUGACAAGCAACAGUAACAAUAAAGCAUAACUAAAAAGCUUUGGCAUCCGAAAUAAAAGAAGUAACAUUAGUUUCGGCAGAUCUACCAAGUUUAUCUAGAUCUGUAAAAUCUGAGGAUUAAAAUGAAAAAUCUGGCAAAUAACAACAUUCUGCCGGUCGGGGUAUGCACUAUAUGUUGGGUAUUUUAUUGCAUAGAUUACUAUCCCUAUAUCAGUGAGAUGACUUAGACAUAAAUAUGACCUCAAUUGCGUAAUAUGUGGGUAACGGUUCAAUGCCAACCAGUCUAAAAAUUUAUCACUAGUUCGAUCAGUUUCCCAAGAUUGGUAAUGCAUUGUUUGUUAAUUAAAUUCAGAAAGUGCUUGAAAGUUUUGCUUACUUUUUAUUAGUUGAUUACUAAAACGAUGCGGGACAUGAAAGACUCAUAAAACCUCUAUGACUCUUGUAUCUUAAGACCAAGUAACGACAGAAUCCAUCAAAUAAUAAAAAAAUGUUGUGUAUUUGACACUUGAUUGGAGCUUACUCAGUAAAGCAUGUCUUAAAAUCAGCCUUUUAUGAUCUGAGGGAAAGAGAGCUGGAAGAGGCAAAAUUUUCAAACACCUCUGGCUAAGAUCAUGACAUAAAGCAUGAAUGGAAGCUAGCAUUAAAGACAAUUUUAAGAUAACUGAGCGAAUCCUCGCGCGCUGAUUGGUCGAGAGCUAUGGUCUAUGAGAUUUUAGACCAUGGAAUGACCUAACAUGUCACGCAGUGCCGGUUGUUUUGAUUUUUCGAAUAAUAAAUGUUAUUGUAAAAAAAAAAAAAAUUCGACCACAAUUUUCCAUGGUGUACACUCUUAUAGACCACAGAAAUGACGCCAUAAAAUGUUCAAAACCUUGCAGUGAAACCACUCGCCUGCGACUCGUGGUUCCACUUGAGUUUUGAACAUUUUAUGCCUUCAUUUCUAUGGUCUAUAUGAGUGUAGAUCAUGGAAAAUUGUGGUCGAUUUGUUAAUUUCCUGUGUAUCAUUUUCCUGUGUAUCAUUUUCAGCUAUUAUUUUGCCUCAUGAUAACGAAGUCACAGGAUACAAGUGUGCACGUGCCAGACCGAUGAGUAUUCAUAAAAAGUGUGGUGACUUAACAUCAUGUUCCAUAGCAACGUCAAAACUUAAUUGUUUGUUUUACAACCCGAUAUAAAUACACAGUGGCCAGUUCCAAUUCAAUGCUUUGUCAGUGACAUAGAGUAUGAACUUUGAAGGUUUUAUAAGACAGAUAGUUUAACGUACACAUCUGAGGAAUCCAUGGAGUUUUUGAAUGUUGUCUUCUUUGCACUGUCUUUUUGGUCGGUCGUCAUCUGCAGCGUGUAUUCAGGUACGUUUCUGUUUUUCUUUACUUAUUUGCAUCACAGAAUGGAACAUUGCAGCCAUUGCAUUGUCUCAAUACAGAGAAAAUUAGAUCGGUGCAACCUUGUAGAUCCUAUCUUCAGACGAGAGAAGUGGAUUUUCAUUCUAUGCAUUUCUUGAGAGGCCUCAAGAGUAGAACUUCUUUAUAAUUAACACAUUUUAAGUGGAUUCUAAGACCAUAAGGGCCAUGCAUAUGACAUCUACUAUAGGUUCUAGAUACAGCUGCUUCGAGAAAGGUUGUCGGGAAAAGUGCACGCGACAGUCCUUAAAGGCAUUGUGUGUGGUUUUGAGUUCUCUUUUUGAGAAAAAAUUUGAAGGAAUUGGUACGAAAGGCCAUGGAAAUGUGUUUGCGAGUGCUGAAGGAAAGCAACAGAAGUAGGUUCGACAGCUACAGUCGUCAGGAACAGUGUAUUGAUCAUAUCCCAUAUUACCUUUCGGGAUUGUCGCGUGCACAUUUUUUCCGACAACCUUUCUCGAAAUAGCUGUAUCCAGUAGAGCAUCAUAAAAAAGUAAGUGGAAGGAAAGAAUAUCAUGCCUAACAACUGCCUCUGUUCCAAUUGACCACUCCUUAAAAUACCAUAACAUACCAUAAUGCUCUUUGUUUGUCACCCCAAAAUUUUGCAUAAGCAUUGUCUUCAGUUUCUCUUGGAAGUUAAGAUGGUCCCAAGAGAAACUGAAAACAAUGCUUACGGAAAAUUUUAGGGUGACAAACAAAGAGCAUUAUGGUAUGUUAUGGUAUUUUCUGGAGUGGUCAAUUUAUGAAGCGUGCAAUAACAGUAAGACGUAUCCCGGUGCCAAUUUACGCGUGCAAUACUUAAUAAUGCUAACACAAAAGGGACAUAAUUAAACAAUAUUUUGUAUAACUGGUUUAAAAAUAUAAUACUUAAAAAAGUCUACCCGUCAUGAGAAUCCUUUCUCUUUCAAUUCAAGAAAAAACUCUGAGUUAAGAACUUUACGAGCACCUUAAGGCAGCGCAACUUGAAUGCAUUUAUGCCGACCUUUGAAUUUAUUUUUGUUCUGUUUUUUUUUGUCUUUUGUUUAGAAAAGGAUUUCUUUUCCGUUUAAUUUUUUUUAUCUUUUUUAAAAUCUAACCCUUAGAAAUUUGGACGACACAUUGUAGUCUCAUACAUCGAAUUUUGCCAUAAAAUCCCCGUUAUUUAUUACUUUGUAUAGAGGGUAAAAUUCAUGGUCUUUCAAGUGUCUUUAGAACGCAAUUAUAAAGACAUUUUGGAGCAGCCUGCUGAUGACAGGGCAUUAUGUUUUUGUAAUAGAUAAAAUUACAUUAUUGUUUUUUUGUAUAAUGUAUUGUUUUUUUAGCUGAUUAGAUGGAUUUGCUUUGUGUUUGUUAAAUAAUUGGAUUAGAAAGUUUAAAAGUACGGUAAAGACUCUCAAACGGAAAUGACAUUCUUUUAAAGGGACUGGUUCACGAUAAUGCGCAUGCGCGCCGUUUGUCUCUUCAGAAUAAAUUUGUUGGGUCAACACUAAAUUCGAAAUCGCCAUUACCGGUACAAUCAUUGAAAAUCCUUCGUUUUAUUCGGACAUCCGUCGCUUUGGCUGGUCUAGUUAUACUUCGGUAGUGGUGAUUAACGUGUGGUUGUGUCGUUUGACUGGUUACGUUUUCAGAAGACGUAAAAAAUAAGGUUUUUAUCAUGGAGGUUCAGAAGAGCAUCGUGGCCGUCCGGCAACAGGACGUUCUCAAGAGUCUUUGGAGAUAGAGAAGCUUAGCCUAUCGAUCUGGUAUGGUUCUGGGAGUAGUGUGUGGCUUACGAAAAGUAUAUACGACACUUGGAAAGCGGUUAAAGGCAUGAGUUCGUUCAACUUUGAUUUGAUUUUUGACUCCGACCUGUACUUAUACCGCAACAGGCUGCGCGAUCUUCACCGAUCUGGUACACUUGAAAUGUUCCUUGUAUCUUUGCUUUACGAUCGUAUAUGUUUAAGAAUUGAUGUUUUUGAAAUAAAUUAUUGCCUGAGUAUUCUGUUUAUAAUCUAGUUUCUUUAUGUGUGCUACUCGAUAACAUUUGUUUUGCGGAACACUGACCCGAUGCAACGCGAAUGAAUUUGUUCAUUUGCUGAUAAGCAUUUGAAAUUUAUGCUCAAUUAAGGAUAAACUUUAUACUCAUACGUUGUAUGUUUUUGUCACCGGUCAGGUGCUAUUUGUAGCUAUUUCUGGAUUUAUAUAAGGCGAACUGAGAGAACAGUAAUAAGAUGUUUGUUUACAAAUUUUGUUUGCCGAUCGGUGACUGCUUUGUUAGUGUGGGUACGACCUCGUAAAAAUACACGUUGGUAAAUGUUUGUUUCAAAGCAGGACAGGGCUGUUAAUCUUAUUCUUAUCGGCCGCAACAUAUAUCUGAGGAGUAGCAAAGAAUAAACUUGAAUUAUGGGGAUAAAUAAAAUCAAACCAAAUGCCCGGAAAUACUCUCGCGUCGCGAACAAUUAAUUUGAAUUUUUUUAAAUUUACUUACAUGCAUCUAAUUCGCUUCCGAUUGGUUGAAAAACAAUCAGCUACUGUCAGAACUCACACAUGCGCAUUAUCGUGAACCAGUCCCUUUAACAAACCAUAUCAUUUUUUAAUUAAUUUAUCAUUGUUCUAGUUUGGAUUGCUACAGCAAUGUUACUGUGAGCCAGCAAUCUUGGACAAAAUGAAAUGGAACAACAAACACUCCCAUCCUCGUGAAACAAGGAUGGAGCCGCGCGAAGGUCAAAACGCGCCAUUUUCCCAUCCUUCUUUUGUUUCCGGAGUGGGGGGAGAGGGGAGUUCUUUAUUUUCUGCCUAAUUGUCCAAGAUUAAAGCAUUUAUUUUUACAUUAAGUGAUCACGUGACUUAUCUCAUAGGAUCUCGCUUGUCCACUCGGGUUAGGGAACAGAUAUCGCCGAUCGCCAUUAAUUAAUUAAAGUUCUGGGUAUUUUUUUCGGUGAAUUCGAUGCAUUAUUUACAAUUACAAUUUGUUUAUAUAUCCUUUUAGGGGCUUCCUGUAAAGAUAACGAUGUGAAUUGCCAUCGGUGGAUAAAUUUCUGUGCAAGUUACCCUAAUAUAAGAAAGAAGUGUCCAUUAACGUGUAAACAAUGUCGUAAGUAUCAUCCUUUUUUCUGUAAACAGGCCAACCUAAUUGUAGAUGAAAAGAACUUGUUCCUCGCAGCUAGUGAAGCUCACUCAAAUCAACAAACUAAGCUGUUGAAACGGAACCUGAAAAGAAAACACGCUCGAGAGGUUUGAAAAACCGUCAAUAUAAACUAGUUGGCCUACGUACAGCCACCUCCUCCUCUAAAAAGUAACACACAAGAAAUAAUGCAAAAUAUCACAGAAAAAGAGGUGGCCGCGGUCAACUUGGCCGACCCCUAACUUCGCCCAUGAGUUCAGGCUAUAGUGUAGUGUGCUUGGGGUAUCAUCUUUUUUCUAAAUCUAAGCACUGUAAGACAAAGCCUACUGCUUUAGGUGCUAAAAGAGACUUUGCCCAUCGAGAAGAAAAAGCUACAGUCGAGCACUACAAAUGCAAGUAAUCGGCGCAUCAGAUCACGUGUAACUUGCACUAGUGAGCACGCCGUUAACGUGCUAUUAAUAAAGUGAACGGACUAAUCAUAGUCAGGCUAAUAAAGUGACGUAUUAUACUCUAUUUCUUUACAGAAAUCACGCCACCAAUACCGACGUCUCCAUCACUAUUUCCUUCGUUAUCAUCAUCAUCAUCAUCACCAUCAUCAUCAUCCUCAGUACUAUUUACGGGUUCAUCGUACAGUUUUGCCCCAACGCGAACUACCAAGUUCUUAAAUCCAAGUACUCCUGACAUCAACGGCACAUGGAAUAAUCGCACAAAAACAGGUUCCACUGUAUCUACAACAAACGCUACAGAAGCAAGUACGCUGAUGUCGAUGCUAUUAGGGUGUAGUUAUUUCUUAUCUCGUUGGUGAUAAAGAAGCAAAGAUAUUGUAAUUUACUUAAAAGUAGGCCAAGGGCAAGAGGGAAUCAGGAUGAGGAUUUUCAUGAAAAAGCAGCUGGAAUAGCCAUGUGAGCAUGUUCUCUUGGCGAUGUUCGACUCGCUUCGAGUGUGAGCUAUCUCGCAGAAUAUGUGCAAAACCUUGCACUUAGUAUCAUAUGAUGUUCUUAGUAGUGGGAUCACCAUAUCUUCAAAAUACAUGAACAGAUAUGAAUGUAAAUAAACGUUCAAGCGAAAUGUUAUUAAUUAAUUUAAAAAAUAAUUAAUUAAAUUCAAAAUUCUGGGUAUUUUUACUGUGAAUUCGAUGCAUUAUUUAACAAUUAAACAAUUUGUUUUUAUUUCAUUUAGCGGCUUCCUGUAAAGAUAACGAUGUGAAUUGCCAUCGGUGGAUAAAUUUCUAUGCAAGUUACCCUAAUAUAAGAAAGCAGUGUCCAUUAACGUGUAAACAAUGUCGUAAGUAUCAUCUUUUUUUCUGUAAACAGGCUAACCUAAUUUUAGAUGAAAAGAACUUGUUCCUCGCAGCUAGUGAAGCUCCCUGA